This is a messenger RNA of Trichechus manatus latirostris (Florida manatee), 3553 nucleotides long. It is a transcript of the gene NKAPD1, whose product is annotated as NKAP domain containing 1. The transcript has 6 exons. NCBI's taxonomy places the organism in Eukaryota, Metazoa, Chordata, Mammalia, Sirenia, Trichechidae. The record is from RefSeq and is a predicted model, not a curated record. Bases 523 to 1404 code for a protein of 293 amino acids.
AAGGUUACCAGGAACUCCAAGGCCGCAGAGGGGCAGGGAUCCCGGUGACAAAGAUGGGGUUGUUUUCUGUCUUCCACUCGCAGACCUGAAACCUCCCUUCAGACAUCCUAGAUACUGCCUAGGGCUCAGGCUAAAGGCCGUGCCCGUCCAAAGCGCCCCCAUCCGUUCUGGGGAGCGAAACCCAACCCCUGGGGUCCAUCCCAACGGAGCUUGAGCGGGGAAUGCACCAGCCAACGGGGCCUUCCGGAUUCUGCGCCGGCGCAGCCUCUGGCCUCAGUCCAGGAGGGAGAUUUGCCCUUCGGUCUGGGCUGGGGGGAAAGGCAGCCGUGGCCUGGGCCACGGGUGAGGGCAGAAUAACCGGUGGGAAGGCUGCGUUUUCACGAAGGACUCGGGUGAAACUCCAGAGCUGCCUUUUAGCCCUGACUCCUUGGCUUCCUGGGUCGGAGGAGAUCUUGUAAUGGAGUGGUUCUUCGUCUCCCACUAACAAGAUGCCUGAUUUCCUCAGGAUCGAGGGAUUGAAGAAUGUCUCGGGUUCCACUGGGGAAAGUCCUCCUGAGGAAUGUCAUCCGGCAUACAGAUGCUCAUAAUAAGAUUCAGGAAGAAUCAGAUAUGUGGAAAAUAAGAGAACUAGAGAAACAGAUGGAAGAUGCUUACCGGGGAUCCAAAAGGAAAAUGUUACCUAGCAGUUCAAGCCGGAUGCGUAGUGAUGGUUUUGAUGAAGAAAGUCAGAGAGACUAUUGGAAGCCAAGGCAUGAAAUUUCUGGGACACUAGAAGAUGAUUUUCUUAAGGCUAAAUCCUGGAACAAGAAGUUAUAUGAUUAUGAAGCUAACAUGCCAGACAGAUGGGGUCACAGUGGUUAUAAAGAGUUAUACCCUGAAGAAUUUGAGACAGACAGUAGUGAUCAGCAAGAUGUUAUCAAUGGAAAAAAGACAUCUCCCCAGGUAAAAUCAACUACCCACGAAUCCCGCAGACACAAGAAGUCAAAGAAAUCUCACAAAAAAAAGCAGAAAAAAAAGUCACACAAAAAACAGAAGAAAAGCAAAAAGGAAGCCAUAGAUGUAGCAGCACAUUCCUCAACUGAAAUCUCAGAAGAAACUGAGGCUUCCAGUACCAGGAAAAGGAAACAACCACAUAAGCGCAAGAAAAAAUCCAGGAAAAAGUCUCUCAAAAAACCUGCUUUGUUCUUAGAGUCAGAAAGUGACACUUUUCAGUCAGAUGACUCAGCAUCCAGCAGCUCUGAGGACAGUCAGGAAAGAGACACUAAGAAAACCAAAAGGAAAAAGAGAGAGAGGAAAGUUCAUAUCCCUGUAACUAACAAUGAAAUACAGGAAAGGACAAACAAACGCACAAAUUGGAAAGUGGCCACAGAUGAAAGGUCUGCUGAGAGUUCAGAGGAUGACUAAAUGAGAAGAUCCAUUGUUCAGUUUCUCAUGUGACUCUGCAUAUUUACAGCCCUUAUACCUUGGGGCUUUGGCAGUGACUCUUAUUCAGCACAGGGGGCCUGAGGUCAGCUGUCUUGUGCCAGCUGUGUCCAUUCUGAUAGACUUCUUUCCUUCUAUUUUGGCCUGUUAAACUUGAUCCUCUUUUAUUGUUAAUAGGGAAUCUGGUAUUUUGAUAUGAAGGUUUCUUGAAAAGAUUAUUUUUUGCAAUUAAUCAUGUGUAGUUUAGAGUACGUAUACAACAAAUUAAAGGACCCAGAAAGCUGAAUCCAAUAACGGCCUGGGCACACCUACUGGAAUGUUUGAGUUUGGGGAAAGCAAGGGCUGGGAUCAAGAGGUGGAUUGGAACCAGUGUUGAGUAGAAUGGUAUGACAAGGGAACAUUUGUCUUGUGCUCUUGUCUCCCUUUAUAUAGCAGGAAACAAAAACUUUUGUUUCCAGGCUUGGUGCUUUGAUCCUUCUAUAUUUUGCCCCCCCAGAUGUGGUCCAGUUUACUUAAUGAGGAAAUGGGUCUAUGAACAAACUUCUUUCCUUCCUAACAUCUGUAGAUAGCUACUAUUAGAAGGCCCUAGGGCUUUCUCAAAAUUUCCCUGCUGGACAGGGUCUAUAAAACUAUGCUUAAUAUACCCAUAAAUAUGGUAAUUGGAUAAGUGGUUUCCUAAUGAACAUUGCCUAAAUGGACUUGUGUUUGAAAUUAAUUUCUUAAGUUGUCUUAGAUAAUCCUCUAACCAAAUGGAGACGAAUUAGGAAUUAGUCAUGCUGUCUAAUGGUGCUCUGAACAGGAUUUCAGGGUUGCAACUGCCAUUUAAAUGUUGUUUUCCAUGUUUAUUUCUCAAUCUAUUAAUGAACUUCAAAUAGUCCUUGAAACUAAGUAUAAUCAGUUCCAAAAUGAAACAGGCUUCUCAGGGACAUAGCCAGUUCUUCCCAGUCUGCCUUUAAAUUAAAGCAUUGAGGCAGAGACCAUAUUUCCGGAUGUCAUACUAUGAUCCCUAACAUGUUAAUUCUUAAGAAACCAAAAUAUCACCAAGACAGGCAGAACACAAGUAAAUUUUUUCAUUGUGGGAGAAAAGUUCUCUUCCUGGCCUCACCUUCCCCAUGUAUAAUACAGAAGUACUUCAUGGUAGCGUAACAAUAUACAACACCAGCAAUAGAACGUAACUGUGACAUUCUAUGGGGUGGUAAUAUUUUCUAGUUCUAUUAAAUUUGUUCUUUUUAUGGAACAGAUUUCUAAUAAAGUGCUUAGUCUUAAAAUAAUGUGGUUGGCCAGAGGUUCCCUAUCUCUUGAUUAUGAGCAGGUGCUACCUUAUGGGAUAUUUAUUUGAAAUAUUAAUACUUUGGCACUGAUCUGUCCAUUUUCCAUGGUGUGUAAUUUUUAUCUUUGGUAUUAGUGGGGGCUUAAGGGGAUAGAUAAGUCUCUAAUUACUGCCUCUUAACCUAAAGCAACUAUUACAUUCUUGGAGCAAAUGGAAUCCUUGUUGAAAGUUUUUAUCAUGUAUUUUUAGCAUUGUUUCUGUGCUGUAAAAAGUGCUGUCCUGAUUGUAAGCCGACUCAGGAAGGUGGGCUAAUGGAACAAGUCACCUCCAGGAAUUCAGCUCUAUUUGGGUCAUAACCUUCUCCACCUCCAAUACUAGCAGGCCUCUUUUCCAACUAAUACGGCAUCUUGCCUGUUGUUUUUGGCCAUGGUUAUCUUUUCUUGGUCAUGUGUGAGCAAUAAAGCUGUCUUCGUUCUUCACCUAUCUCAACCCCAAACUCUCCUCCUUGUCUUAACUAAAACUUUGAUGGUUCUUCUAAACCAAACCAAACCAAACCCACUGCUGUUGAGUCAAUUCAGACUCAGAAGCCCUACAAGACAGAGUAGAACUGCCCCACAGUUUCCAAGGAUGCAAAUCUUUAUAGAAGCAGGCUGCCACAUCUUUCUCUUGUAGAGCAUCUGAUGAGUUUGAACUGCUGACCUUUUGGUUAGCAGCCAAGCACUUAACCACUGCACCACCAAGGCUCCUUCAUGGUUCUUCUAGCCCCCUUAAAUAUGGCUUAGAGUGGCUCUUCAAAAUCUUUCAAGAUCUCUCAUUUGCACUGCCAGCCUUGGAACAUACUUAUUUCUAGUGUUCCUGACA